AUGACAAAAGAACUGGGAUUAAAAUCGUACAAGCGAAUACGGACUUCGAGAAGGGAUGAAACGGUUCGACAGAAAGGAAAAACGCGCUGCACAAACCUUGAUAAGUUUUCGAAGGAGAAGGUGAAGAAAAUUGGCUUCACGGAUGAAAAAAACUUUCCAUCUGAGAUUGCACACAAUAGACAGAACGGUCGUGUCUAUGACAAACGAAAGCGGGACAUUCACGUUAAGAGGCUGUACCAUGAAUCAAGUCAGUUUACAAAGAAGUUCAUGGUUUUUGGCGGAGUUUGUUGGCGCGGGAAAACCCGCAUACAUUUUAUUGAUACCGAAAAGACUAAGGUGAAUUCCGAAAAUUUCUUGAAACUUCUCGAUCGUGACCUUCUCCCUGAUUUUCACCAGUUUUACCCAGAAAAUGACUUUGUCUUCCAGCAAAAAAGCGCACCAUCUCGUGCCAGCCCUGCAACACAGCAGCAUCUUGAGGAAGUGACUCCUUCAUUCAUAACUAAGGACGAGUGGCCACCGCAGAACCCCGACUGCAAUCCCAUGGACUGCUCUGUGUGGAGUUCUCUGAGCGAGAAGGUUUAUGAGGGUCGCACGGGGAAAAACUCACUGAGGAUGAAAUAA
This is a messenger RNA of Liolophura sinensis, 621 nucleotides long. RefSeq lists its product as uncharacterized. Bases 1 to 621 code for a protein of 206 amino acids. The transcript has a single exon. The record is from RefSeq and is a predicted model, not a curated record. NCBI's taxonomy places the organism in Eukaryota, Metazoa, Mollusca, Polyplacophora, Chitonida, Chitonidae. Gene Ontology annotation, molecular function: nucleic acid binding.